Symbiodinium sp. CCMP2456 is the source of this 1971-nucleotide messenger RNA. NCBI's taxonomy places the organism in Eukaryota, Dinophyceae, Suessiales, Symbiodiniaceae. The record is from the annotation of a GenBank genome assembly.
AUGAUCCGCUAUGUCGCGUUUCAGCCCAGUGCCGUGCCUCCUCCGGUGGUGGCCUUCCUGGCGCCCUCGGCCUGGGCCGGGGCAGAGGCGUCGCCUGCAUCGUCUGCAUCGCCAGAAGACAGGCGUGAGCUUGGCAAGGGCGAGCACGAGCCUCGCCUUCCGCUCGCGAACUCGACGUGCCAGGAGCAGAGGCCACGGCCGACAGAGGUUGAGACGGAGGAUCAGCCGCCGUCACCCUCACCUCAAGCCACGGAGGUCUCGGAACCUGGCCAGGCAUCCCCGCCUUCACCGGAAAGGCCUCGGCUCGGCUUCUCGGAGUUCUGGCAGCCGGCCGUGCGGCAGUUCUACGAGACCUACCUCCGAAACCGCUUGGCCGCCAUCCUGCGAGCGCUGCUGCCUCUGGAAGUGGGACAUUGGCGUCAGCUGCUGGACUUCGGCGCAGGCUUCCGGACCUUCGUCUUCGAUGCCAGCUGCACCGAUCCAAUUCCACGCACCCUCCCAUGGGAGCUCUUGCAGUAUGUCUGGCUGGUCAUCUUCAUGGCCUCCAGCCCGCCAUCGGACGUGGGCAAAGCAGAGUCCAUGCCGCUCUUGUAUGUUCAGCUUGCGCUCUGCAUGCGGGCGUUGUGCCGGCCUGCACAUGCGACCAGCAAGCCGCCAGCAGCCGGCCCACCACCUGUGGUGCAGUUUCUGGUGCGCCUCCUAGGCUGCCCGUCUGCGGCCUCUUUGCUCUGUGCGACUGCCAAAGCUCAUUAUGUGGGAGCACCGAGCAUGCAAAGUUGGGAGGCCUGGACAGUCGCCUUUGAAACAGCGUGGCGGUCCGAAGGCCUUGGUGUCCUCCGGUCUUGCAAGGCCCUCUUGGCCGAGCUUUAUCCCGGCGAGGGACGCAGUGGUGCGAAUAGUGCUCCAGGGCUGAUCGGGGCUCCUAUGCUGCUUGCAGCCUCUGUGCUGCAGCUCUUCACGCAGAUGUUUUCAGGCCUAUCUUUGGGGCAAAGUGAGACCAGAAUCCGGUCCUCCCCAUCGUCCAGCAGCAAAGCGAAAAGGUCGGAAACUCCGACGCAGAUGCCAUCGAUGUACACUCCUACGACGGAGUCAGGCGAAUUGGAUCCAUGCGACAACCUCCAACCUUCCCUGGCCGCGAUGAUUUUGCAGUGCUCCUGCUCUGUGCGGUCAACCAGUGCUGCUGUGGCUCCAGCAGAUCGCUUCCUGCUGUGCCUGGCUGACCUUGUGGAGAUGUGCAUUGAAGAAGCAGACGGCGGCAUGCCCGCGUAUUCAGAUGCACCCCCGGAGCCGGUAGACAUCCGGAGUCUCUCGCGCUUGGCGCGCGUCCUCCUGCAGGCCUUCUUCAUGGACCCUGCCCUCCUGGCAGCGGCAGGUCCAGGCUCAGAUGCUUUGGCGGCGGGGGCGUUCUCUGGACCAUCCGACCCGGACGAGUUUGUUCCGAUCUCGGGUUCGGGCCCGCUGCGGAGGAGCCUCGCGUUCAUGGAGCAGUCCCCGCUGUUGCAAGUGGUUCAGCGACGGCUCUGCUCCGCGCACUUCGAGGAUGUCGAAGGCUCCACCGAGCAGCUCACGCACUUCGCACUCCGAGCUCUGAGAGUGCUGUGGUUUGACCUGCGCAGGUCGACAUGCACGUUGAAGCGCAUCCCAUGUGAUCCCCAGGAAGGCACCACGCUGUUGUGCCUCCUCAUGAAGCCACUGAAGCUACAGCUCUGCUGUGACUGUGACGCGGAGCUGGCCACUUUUCCCUAUGUGCGUCUGGCUUGUGGUGCGCAGGUCACUGUCAAGGGCGUCGUCAUCUCCAUCGAAGUGGUUGCAAGCACAACUGGCAUGCAGCUGCGUGGGGUGGACGGUCUCAAUGUGGUUGUGCCAGAGCUGGAGGUGAAGCUAAGUGAUGCGCCGCUGCUGUCCAGGAUCGCAGUCUCGGCAGUGCUUGCCAUAUUUCAGACCACGCUGCAGGACGGUAAGAGGCAUUGA